Molecule: messenger RNA, 1855 nt
Organism: Ilex paraguariensis (yerba mate)
Lineage: Eukaryota; Viridiplantae; Streptophyta; Magnoliopsida; Aquifoliales; Aquifoliaceae
Source: the annotation of a GenBank genome assembly
UUGACGGUUUAAGCAACCAAGGCAGUUGUAGUGGAAUUCCUCGAUUCUUAUUCUUCCUUCUCGUUUUCUUUUUUUCCAGUUAAUACUUGCAAUCCGACUGCUAAAACCAGUAAACCACCCCUCCCAACCAUAAAUGACUUUCUUUGCGAAAAGCUACACUUCCACCAUCCAAAUUUAGAGUUUGUAGAAAUUGAGAGUGUCAUUUCGGGAUUAGAACAGAUGCCUGGUCAUGAGAGCUGUCUGGCAGCCACCAGCUGCUGUCCAGCAUUGGCAACUGCCAUCCAGCCUGGACUGGAAUCAAUGAGUUCUAGCUCAGCAGAGUACUACCUGCCACUCCGGCAGACAGUGCUUUCCUCUCUUCUGUUUAACAGUGGACUACAGGCAUGUCUAUCUGUUUAUGAUGGUUCUAACUUUCUGCAGGGGCAGUCUUCUCCAAAACAACAUUCGUUAUCUACUAUCACUGAGCAUGUCCAAAAAGGGUCUGAAUCCUUUCCUGAUAAAGUAAAAAUACCUACUGAUGGAAUUGAUGUCUGGGAAAUCAAUGCCAGCCUGCUGAAAUUUCAUAACAAAGUUGCAUCUGGGUCAUUUGGUGAUCUGUUUAAAGGCACAUAUUGUAGUCAGGAAGUGGCUAUAAAAGUCCUCAAGCCGGAGAGAGUCAAUUUUGAUAUGCUGAAAGAGUUUUCACAGGAAGUCUUUAUCAUGAGGUCUGUUAGAUUACAUGCUCAUAGCUGUGAUAGCUGUAUGAUGAGAGCAUUGCUUUUUGAUGGUCAUGUUUCUGUUUUAACAGAGUUCAUGUCUAAAGGAAGUGUGUACAACUUUCUGCACAAAGAAAGAGGUGUCUUUACGCUUCCUACUCUGCUCAAAGUAGCAAUUGAUGUUUCCAAGGGAAUGAACUAUUUGCACCAAAACAAUAUUAUCCACAGGGACCUGAAGACUGCCAAUCUUCUGAUGGACGAAAAUGAAGUUGUUAAGGUUGCUGAUUUUGGAGUCGCCAGAGUGCAGGCUCAAACUGGAGUGAUGACUGCAGAAACUGGAACAUAUCGUUGGAUGGCUCCUGAGAUCAUUGAACACAAACCAUAUGAUCAUAGGGCUGAUGUUUUCAGCUUUGGAAUAGUGCUAUGGGAGCUUCUAACGGGAGAAGUCAGCUUUUUGGCAUUUUCUUUGGAAAAUUCAUUUAUUUGCUUUUAUCAGCUGUCUGCGAGUUUGCAAUGGCAUUCAUUGAUCUAACUAUCUUUUAUAUUGUACCAUUCAGAUUCCAUACUCCAAUUUUACCCCAUUACAAGCAGCAGUUGGUGUGGUCCAACAGGGUUUACGGCCUACAAUUCCUAAGAACACGCAUCCGAAGCUUGCAGAACUGCUUCAGAGAUGCUGGCAGCAAGACCCAACUCUAAGACCCAAUUUCUCCGAAAUUCUGGAUAUCCUGCCAAAAAUCGCCAAGGAGGUUGGAGUUGAAGGAGAGGAUCGACACAAAUCAAUUGGUGGAUUUUUCUCUGCUCUCAGAAGAGGAGGCUGUUAAAUUAUGAAAGAGAAAAAUGUCCGAUCUUUCGCAAAUUAUACUGCAGUGUACAGUAAUUUGUUUAGAUGAUUAACCAAGUUGUAAUUUAACCCUUUUUCCAGAUAAAUCAUUUCACCUCGUUUUUUUUUCCCUCUUCAUUGUCUUCCGUACCGCAAAUUAGAAAACUUGCUUCAUCUUGGUGCAUAAUACCUACUGCAGUUCAGCGUGCAACACCAGUGGUUAUUUGUACAUGGUGGCAGUAUAUCCCAGCCAAGGUUGGUCAGCAUUCUUGUAGUAUAAAGAUGUUCUAUUGUAAAUCAUCACAUUCUCACUUGGUUUUUGAACCAAAAUAAAAUUUCU